UGUGUGUGGCAGAGGUAUAAAUGCGCUGAACGCCGCCCCUCUAUUUUCAAACGAGCUCAGACGACCUCAGCGCAGGAUCUCCGGUAAGUACAAAAAAACCCAUCUAAAGAACAAUGGCCCGUACCAAACAGACCGCCAGAAAGUCCACUGGAGGGAAAGCUCCUAGGAAACAGCUGGCCACAAAGGCGGCGAGGAAAAGCGCGCCCUCCACAGGAGGAGUGAAGAAGCCCCACAGAUACAGGCCUGGAACCGUAGCUCUGCGAGAGAUCCGUCGUUACCAGAAGUCGACGGAGUUGCUGAUCCGCAAGCUGCCCUUCCAGAGGUUGGUCAGAGAAAUCGCACAGGACUUCAAGACCGACCUGAGGUUUCAGAGUGCAGCCAUUGGUGCUCUUCAGGAAGCAAGUGAGGCUUACCUCGUUGGUCUGUUUGAGGACACCAACCUGUGUGCCAUCCACGCCAAGAGGGUCACCAUCAUGCCCAAGGACAUCCAGCUAGCAAGGCGAAUCCGAGGAGAGCGUGCAUAAUUGAAUAUAUUUUUUUCUCCUUUUUUAUUUCUUUAUUUGGAACUUUUUUCGUUUCAUUAACCGAACACGCACUCUAAGCAAUGGAUUUUAAACCAACGGCAUUUUAUAAAACAUUCCCAACAGACUCAGGUUCCAGUGGAAAAUGUGUAUUUAGUGUUAGCAGUGCUCAUUGUAGAGUAGAGUUUAGUUUUGCAUGCUGAAAUAUUUAUCUUUUUACAUUGGCUAUUGGGUUGUUAAUAAAAAAAAUCACUACCUCAA
Astyanax mexicanus (Mexican tetra) is the source of this 782-nucleotide messenger RNA. It is a transcript of the gene h3-3a, whose product is annotated as H3 histone, family 3A. The record is from RefSeq and is a predicted model, not a curated record. Bases 114 to 524 code for a protein of 136 amino acids. Gene Ontology annotation, cellular component: nucleosome. The transcript has 4 exons. NCBI's taxonomy places the organism in Eukaryota, Metazoa, Chordata, Actinopteri, Characiformes, Acestrorhamphidae. Gene Ontology annotation, molecular function: DNA binding; protein heterodimerization activity; structural constituent of chromatin.